Molecule: messenger RNA, 4161 nt
Organism: Nematolebias whitei (Rio pearlfish)
Lineage: Eukaryota; Metazoa; Chordata; Actinopteri; Cyprinodontiformes; Rivulidae
Gene: sez6l2
Product: seizure related 6 homolog (mouse)-like 2
Exons: 19
Coding region: 221-2881 (886 amino acids)
Biological process (GO): synapse maturation
Cellular component (GO): neuronal cell body; endoplasmic reticulum
Source: RefSeq, a predicted model, not a curated record
CUCCAACAACACGGCAGCGCUCUGCUCACAGCCGAAUGCGUCAACCGCCGCACGGUUACCAGCUAGAGGCGAGCUCACCGCCACAAACCCCGCUGUGUUUUCGGCCUCGAGCAACAGGAUACCCACCGAGACACACGACAGAGACAAUAACAAAAGAGACGACGAGGAAGGAGGAAUAAAACACUGGGCUCAACCUGGAAGGCAGGUCGUUUAGUUUCACAUGAUGGGGUUCUCACACCUCGCUGUGAUGCUGUCUGUCACCAUCAUCCACCUGGUGUCAGGUAUGAGUUUUAUGACUCCCAAGCCUGAGACACCACCUACGGCAUCUCCAGACUCCUACCCUCCGGGCGACCUGAUCCACGCAGCCCUGCAGAGCAAGGAGUACUUAGGAACAGGCACCACCACCAAUCCGACGCAGGCAGUGCCCGGACGUGGGCCGACUGAGUCAACAGGGAUGGCAAUCUCACCGGGACUUCUCACCACAGCGUUACAUCCCUCCUCUGCUGCUGGUCUGUCCAGAUCAAGGAACCCUCUAUCCCUGCUGCCCAUAGAGGAGGAGACAACCACCACUCUGAUUACCACAACCACCAUAACUACGAUGCACAUGCCAGUACAAUGCAACGCCUCUUUGUCAGCCAUGGAGGACGUUGUCGAGUCCCCAGAUCCUCCAUCGUCAUCACUCUCUCCUCUGGAGUGCACCUACAGUAUUACUGUAUAUUCAGGUUAUGGUGUGGAAAUUCAGGUGAGGAAGACUAACCUUUCUAAGGAAGAAUCUCUGAUGAUUAUGGGCUAUGGAAGUUCGGGGCCAGAGCUGUUAGCCAACGAGACCCUGAUAAAAGAAGGCCAGGUGAUUCGCAGCGCAACCAAUCGGGUGUCCAUUCACUAUCGCAGUCUCCGACAGUCCAAUCAUGGCACGUUCAGCCUCCACUACCAAGCCUUUCUGCUGACCUGCCCUUUCCCAAUGUCGCCUGAGGGUGGUGGAGUGACGGUGACAGACAUCCAUCCCGGAGGGCAGGCACACUUCCACUGUGAUCCAGGUUACCAGAUCCGAGGCCACGAGGCGGCAACAUGCGUCAACACAACACAACCUCGCUGGAGCCUGCCUGAGCCUCGUUGUGUUGCUGUGUCUUGUGGUGGAUGGAUUCGUAAUGCAACUGUGGGGCGGAUCUUGUCUCCACCUCCUCCUGCUGUCAGCAACCACAGCAGUGGAAACAACCUGAGCUGCCACUGGUUAAUAGAAGCUAAAGAAGGACACAGACUUCACCUCCACUUUGAGAGGAUUGCACUGGAUGAAGAUGAUGAUAAAUUAGUCGUCCGCAGUGGGAACAGUUCCCUGUCCCCGCCGAUCUUUGACUCCGACCUGGACGAUGUCCCAGAGCGGGGCUUACUGAGUGAGGGCUCCACGCUCUACCUGGAGCUCACAGCAGAUUCCUCCUCCAUUCCUCUGCUGCUUGCUCUGAGAUAUGAGGCUUUUGAUGAUGAACACUGCUGGGAGCCCUACAUGCCCCAUGGAAAUUUCAGCAGCAGCGAUAUCUCAUAUCAGCUGGGAACCAUCGUCACCUUCGCCUGUUCUCCGGGUUUUGUCAUGGAGCAGGGUUCAGGAACUAUCGAGUGCAUUGACUCCGGCAAUCCCCACUGGAACGACAGCGAACCCGUGUGCAAAGCUCUGUGUGGAGGGGAGCUGACCGAGGCCUCUGGUACCGUCCUGUCCCCCGACUGGCCCCAGAGCUACUCCAAGGGGCUGGACUGUGUCUGGCAGAUCCACGGGAAUGAGGAGAAACGCAUUGAGCUGGAGGUCCAGAUCUUGAAUAUUCGCCACACCGACGUGCUGACGAUCUUCGACGGACGUGAUCUCAUGUCUCGUGUGAUCGGCCAAUACUUGGGCUCCAAAGAGCGUUUCAAGGUCGUGUCUGGAGGGUCAGAGGUCACCAUUCAGUUUCAGAGUGAUCCAGAUGAUUCCAGUUUCAUCCUGAGCCAAGGCUUCCUCAUUCAUUAUCGUGAGGUGGAGCCUAAUGAUACCUGCCCUACCCUCCCUCAAAUUGAGUUUGGCUGGAUCAGCUCAUCCCACUCCUCCCCUGUGAGAGGCAGUGUGCUGACCUAUCAGUGCCAACCAGGAUAUGACAUCAGCGGCUCUGACAUCAUCACCUGCCAGUGGGACCUGUCCUGGAGCAGCGCUCCUCCUACCUGUGUUAAAGUCCAGCAGUGUCCUGAUCCGGGAGAGGUGGUGAACGGCGCGCGCUCUGUGCGUCCUGAAGCGGGGUUCGCAGUUGGGACAGUUGUGCGUUUCUCUUGUAACCAAGGAUACCAACUGGAAGGUCCCAGUCAAAUCUCCUGCCAUGGACGAGACACUGGCACCCCCAAAUGGAGUGACCGCAGCCCAAAGUGUGUCUUAAAAUACGACCCCUGCCCGAACCCUGGAGUCCCUGACAACGGCUACCAAACGUUGUACAAACACAGCUACCAAGCCGGAGAGACUCUGCGUUUCUUCUGCUAUGAGGGCUAUGAACUCAUCGGUGAGGUCAUUAUCACAUGUGUCCCCGGUCACCCCUCUCAGUGGAAUAGUCUGCCCCCCUUUUGCAAAGUGGCAUAUGAAGAGCUUUUGGAUGAUCACAAAUCAGAAGUGUCCCAGUCUUUCAAGCCAUCCCAUCAGAUCCUGAGUGAAAACAUCGCCUUGGCAAUAAUUCUGCCCAUCAUCCUGGUCGUCCUCCUGAUUGGUGGAAUUUAUAUGUACUAUACAAACAUUUGCAGACUAGAAUGGAAGCCACGUUUCUGGAAGUCUCUCUCUCACACACACUCCUACAGUCCCAUCACAGUCGAAUCAGACUUCAACAACCCGCUCUAUGAAGCCGGGGACACACGGGAGUACGAAGUCUCCAUUUGAGGAAGAUCGUUUCUGGGUGAGGAUUAAAACCACGGAAGCAUUAAAUUCUGAAAAAAAGACAAAGUCCUUUUGUAUAAAAAAAAAAGGCCUCAUGCCUCCUGUUUUAUUUAACUCAGUAAGUUUUGUGUUUUGUCAUCAUUGUAUAUCAGGUUUGUGAAAAUGGUUAAUUUUGAUGAGUUGCACUGAAAAGGCCAUCAGCCAAAUGUGAGUCCUGCUAAUGAGUCUUAACUUUCUGUGUCGUCGGGACUGGUGCCUUACGAAGGGUCGAAACCUGACAAGAAAUGAAACAAAAUAACUGCGGGGUACUGAAACUGAAAAGAGAAAGUGUUGUAAAGAAAAUCUGAUUUACUUGUUUGUUUUUUCAUUUCUCUUUUGUGACGUCUUUCUGAGGCCAAAAUAUUAGAGAGCAUGGCAAUACUUUGUGUCACAAUCAAACGUUAGUCAUGAUCUUAUACUUCUUCAUGAUGAAUGUUUCUUUUUGAUCAUUAAGUGGUUCUUAGGAUGUUUUCAAAGCGUCACAGUAAAGGGAAAGAUUACCUUUAUUUUCGGUCGUGAGAACAAAUUUUUAAACCAACAGUCUUUUGCUUACUUUUUGCGUGUAACAAAAUCACACGAUUUGAAUGUAAAUAUUAUCUGACUUAAUAUUUGCUGAGGUGGAUUAGCCUCAAAUAUAUAUAAAUAUAUAUAUAAAUAUAUAUAUACUUAAACCAGGUGGCAGGAGGUUCUAUAUUUUCAUUAUAUACACGUAAUGAAAAUUCUGUGCCAAAUUAUGGUGUUGAAUAAUUUAAUGUCCUUCAGUGUUUCAUCUGUUGUUGGAGUAGUGUUUACAAAGGCAGUAUUUAUUUUUAAUUUAUUGCUGUUUCUGCAGUCAUCACCCAGCGUCACACCACGUACCGUAACAGAAAAGGCGAAUACAUGAAUGUCAUUACGCUUCGAGCAUGCACUGAUUGUAAAUUAUAUUGCCUAAUGCUCUAUCUCUCCAUUACCAUUCUAGUUACUGAAGGGUAUCAUUGUUUUCAAAUUUGAUGUUGUAUGCACUCUGUCGAUGAAAAACUCCAAAUCUGGCUGCUUGCUGUGAUGCAUUCUGUAUUUAUUUAUAAAUGAUUGUUUGAGCAGUGAAUGUAAUAUAUUCACUGUGCCACAUGAGGGAUCCUGAAGACUGUUGCUUUGUUGACUUAAUUCUUCUCUUGCCAUCAGUAGCAUUUCUUUGCUUCAUAUAUAAAUACACUCUUUUGAUGACAGUAAUUCAUUUGCUGAAUUGGAAAUAAAGUCUUUGUUGA